Messenger RNA from Oreochromis niloticus (Nile tilapia), 612 nucleotides. RefSeq names its product putative olfactory receptor 13C6. The record is from RefSeq and is a predicted model, not a curated record. The transcript is spliced from 2 exons. Gene Ontology annotation, cellular component: membrane. NCBI's taxonomy places the organism in Eukaryota, Metazoa, Chordata, Actinopteri, Cichliformes, Cichlidae. Gene Ontology annotation, molecular function: odorant binding; olfactory receptor activity. Gene Ontology annotation, biological process: detection of chemical stimulus involved in sensory perception of smell; G protein-coupled receptor signaling pathway.
AUGGAAUUAAAUGUUACCUAUAUAACUUUUGAUGGGCAUGUGGAAAUUAACAAAUAAAAAUAUGUUUAUUUUUGUAUUAUGUUCACAUUAUAUAUUCUAAUAACUUGCAGUAACUCUAUUAUUAUAUACCUCAUUUUGAUUCAUAAAAAUCUCCACGAACCUAUGUACAUUUUUAUUGCAGCAUUGCUACUGAACGUUGUUAUUUACAGCACAACUAUUUACCCCAAACUCCUGAUUGACUUUUUAUCUGAAAAACAAAUCAUAUCAUAUUCAGCAUGUCUCUUUCAGUUUUUCAUAAUUUAUUCUCUAGGUUGUUCUGAGUUCUUUCUCUUGGCAGCCAUGGCCUAUGACAGAUAUCCGGCUAUAUGUAAACCUCUACAAUAUCCAACCAUCAUGAGAAAAAGCACUGUGAGUAUUUCCUUGGUCAUAGCUUGGCUUGUACCUGCUUCUAAUAUUGCAGUUCAAGCAAUAGGAAUGGCUAAAAGUAAACUGUGUUCCUUUCAUUUAAAAUCAAUAUUUUGUAACAAUACAAUUUACACUCUUCAGUGUGUAAGAUCAAGAGUCGAUGCCAGUGCAGGACGUGCUAUACUCCUGCAAGAGGAUGAGUGUUGA